GGAGUGUUCCGUGCCAGACCAAUGAACAGCGCCUCCUUAUCAACCUGGCCACACACAUAUAAACCGAGCACCGGUUCCGUCCACGGUGCAGAAAGGGUCCGGCCAAACCGAACUUCCUAUAAACUUCUCUACGUAACCAUACAAUUCCUCUCUCUCUCUCUCCUUCCCCAUCCAUCUAACCGUCGCACGCAAAUCGUCGCGCUCGGCUUAACUAACGCUCCUUUUUAUUACUUAACAACAAACGUUGCCGGGACUUACGACAGACGUUGGAGGCUCCUUCCGCUCGGUGCGUCUCGCGUCGUGUGCCGCAACCAGCGGCCAGCCAACUGUCAGCGGAAGGCCGAGGCGCGAUCGCUCGUUAUAACGCUGCCGUGCUCGUUCGUUAAAGUGGCGCUCCACGCGCGUAUCAGUCGGUCGGUCGAUCGUCGUACGAUUCAGCCGCGUGCACGGCCUAGCGCAACAGCCUAAACCGCGGCUGGACGAAGGAGGAGAAGAAGGAAGAAAGAAGCAGCGCAUUGUUUCCCGCGCGGGAAUAAACACGGAUCGAAACACGGGGGCAUCUGUCUCGUCGUCUCGCGUUUAGUUGGCAACCCACCUCGGAAAGGGAGGAAACGAGGAGGAUGAUGCCAGGACUUUUCGCGUUUCUCGGCGUCGCUCUGAUCGCCUCCUUGACCGAUGCCGCCUCCAUCAGACGUGCCAACCGCAAGGCCAUGGACUGCUAUAGCGAGAUCUAUUGCACGGGAGAGCUGCUGAAGACGAUACAGCUGGCUGAAAUCUUCCCAGACAGCAAGACGUUCGUCGAUCUUCAUCAGAUGAACGACCCCGAAAUAACUCUCUCCAACUUCUACAGUUUGAUGAAUGAAACGGGGAACAAACCGAGUAAAAGUCAGCUGGCGAGAUAUGUUAAUGAAAAUUUCGCCUCGUCGAACGAGCUCGUGAACUGGACGCUGCCAGAUUGGACGGAGAGCCCUUCGAUCUUGAAACGGAUCAACGAGGCCAAGUAUCGCGAGUGGGCGAAACAUCUGAACGAAAUUUGGAAGGAAUUGGCGAGGAAGAUCAAUCCAGAGGUGGCCGAGUAUCCUGAGAGGCAUAGUUUGAUAUACGUGGACAAUGGAUUCAUCGUUCCUGGCGGUCGGUUCAAAGAAUUUUAUUACUGGGACAGUUACUGGGUGAUUGAAGGUCUGCUGUUAUCCGACAUGUAUCAAACUGCCAGGGGAAUGAUAGACAAUUUCUUAUACAUGGUGAAGAAAUAUGGUUUCAUACCCAAUGGUGGCAGAAUUUAUUACCUUAUGAGAAGCCAGCCACCUCUAUUACAUCUGAUGGUCUCAAGAUAUUUGGACUUCACUGGGGAUUACGAUUAUUUACGUUCGAUUAUAUCCACUCUGGAAACUGAAUUUUCUUUCUGGCAGCGAGAGAAGAUGAUCGACGUUGAGAAGGAUGGAAAAAUAUAUAAAAUGGCGCAUUACGUGGUUAAUAGUACCAGUCCUCGACCAGAAAGUUACAGAGAGGAUUAUCUGAUGGCGCAGCGGAUUCCCGAAAAAUCACGGGAUUUCUUUUACAAUAAUAUAAAGGCGGGCGCCGAAAGUGGCUGGGAUUUUUCCAACAGGUGGUUCAUACGAAACAACAAUAGCAGUACGCUCAGUUUAUACAAUAUCUCCACGCAAUACAUAAUACCUGUCGACCUUAAUGCGAUUCUGCAACAAAAUGCCCGGCUCCUCGGCGAAUUUCACACUCUGCUCGGGAACAAUGCGAAAUCUCAGUAUUAUCAGAAGAUAGCAUCACAACUUCAAACGGCCAUAGACAAUAUUCUGUGGAACGAAGCUGAUGGAAUAUGGCUGGAUUACGAUCUGAAGAACCAGAGGCCUAGGCAUAUGUUCUACCCUUCGAAUCUUGCUCCACUUUACACCAAAAGUUAUAAUCGUGGUCAACGUGAAUAUUAUGGCGCAGCUACUCUGAGAUAUCUAAAAUCGCAGAAUAUCGACAACUUCUUUGGAGGUACACCCACGUCGCUAAAUCAUACGGGGGAACAAUGGGAUUUUCCAAACGCGUGGCCACCGUUACAAUCGUUUAUCGUAAUGGGCCUCCACUGGACUGGGGUUAGGGAAGCAAUGGAUUUCGCCCAUGAACUGGCGUUUAGAUGGCUUGCUGCUAAUUACGCUGGUUAUAAGGAAACCGGGCAAAUGUUUGAGAAGUACGAUUCGAUCGUGCCCGGCCAAGGCGGUGGCGGAGGGGAAUACAACGUGCAGACAGGGUUCGGAUGGACUAACGGGGUGGUCUUAGAGUUCCUCAACACCUUCUCGAGCAUCAAGGUGAGGGAGGUUGGAUACGAGGACGACUUAACCGAGGUUGAACAAUAACAGGUUUCAUUGGUGAUAAUGCAACGUGUAUUUUCCAACGAUUCUAGUCCACACGGAAAUACAGGGCAGCGCGUUUUAUAAAACCCACCGUUUGUUCGAUGCAAGUCUAUGUAUAUUUUCAGCAAAAUUUAUCGAAAUAAUUCUAAAUGAAUAAUUAGAAAUGCGAAUAAUUAAAAAUAGAUAUGCUUUUAUCUUGAAGCAAAUAUAAGAAAAAGAAAUUUCAAUCAAACAUUUUUAUCAGUUACUUAUAUUGAUAUACAAAAGGAAAAAAAAAUAAUUAAUAAUAACUAUUAAAUAUAUUAUUUAUUUUCAGUUUUCUUAAAACUUGAAUGCAUUAUAAAGUUUAACAAAUUGUUACUAAUUUAUUAAAAUAAUUAUGAUUCUUUUUUAUUUUAAAUCAUCAAGUGAAUUUUCAUAUAAAAUAUUAUCAUAUGAAUAUUAUUUUUCAUAAUAAUCAAAAUUAUGCAUUGAGAUAUAAAUUUGGAAGAAUUAUGAGUGUCAAUCAAUAUUUUUUUAAUCGAACACAAACGAGUGUACAAGACAUGGAUGCAAAAAGGUAUAAUAAUUGCGUGUGCAACUUCAUCAGUAUUUUAAUUUAAUAUUGUUAUGAUAAGUAGGUUAUAUUCUAGAAAAUUAGCAUAUCAGUUUCUUGGUCGUUUCUCAUGGAGAAUGGUGACAAACUUCCAAUAUUUUACUUUAACCCCUUGACUUAUGAUUUUUUUUCUUUUUUUUUUUUUUUCUUUUUGAAACUAUAAAAAGCAGCAAAUUUUUGCUAUUAUAACACGUUCGUACCUAAAAAUUCUAGAUCGCUCGUUAUAAAUGUAUAAUAUUAUAUAUAUAUAUAUUUUUUGCGUCCUUUUGUACUAUGGUAUAAUUUGUGACUUGAAAAAUUGUAAUAUUGUAACAUAAUAAUAAUAUUUUUAUUAUAUUAUUAUUAAUUAUAUUAUAUCAUAUAAUAUAUGUUGAAAUAUAAUAUAUUAAUAUUAUUUUAUAAUUUAUUAUUAUUAUUGUUGAAAAUUUUUUUAUUUAAAUUUUACAAGUCACACUUAGGAAUGUAAUUUUAAAGAUUGUAAGAUAAGGGAUUAAACUGCGUAUAACAAAUGUAUAUAAGAAUGAAUUAUUUUAUGAUACAAUAAGAAUCGAUUUAAUUAAAAAUUAAGAAAUAUUGUUACAGAGAAAUUGAUAUAUAUAUAAAUAUAUUUUUAAUAACAAUAUUUUAGGGAGGAGCUGUUGUUAAUUAGAAAAAAAUAUUAGAUAAAUGGUAUGUAAAAAGAAUAAAAAAAGAAAAGAAAUCAA
Apis mellifera (honey bee) is the source of this 3653-nucleotide messenger RNA. Its product is annotated as trehalase. The record is from RefSeq and is a predicted model, not a curated record. Gene Ontology annotation, biological process: trehalose catabolic process. Gene Ontology annotation, molecular function: alpha,alpha-trehalase activity. The transcript has 10 exons. NCBI's taxonomy places the organism in Eukaryota, Metazoa, Arthropoda, Insecta, Hymenoptera, Apidae. Bases 621 to 2357 code for a protein of 578 amino acids.